Molecule: messenger RNA, 536 nt
Organism: Rubroshorea leprosula
Lineage: Eukaryota; Viridiplantae; Streptophyta; Magnoliopsida; Malvales; Dipterocarpaceae
Source: the annotation of a GenBank genome assembly
AUUGUAUUGUGGUAGCUAGUUAGAGUUUUAAGUUUCAGGCACGUAGAGUAGAUUAAGAAUGAGUCUAAGCACUGUGAUUGUCAUGGCUCUAAUGCUUAUCUUUGCAGGGUAUGCAACAGCAGAUUUCGAUCGUCAAUGCUACAAGGAUUGCCUGAGGAAGUUUUGUCAAGUUCCAGAAAGUCCAGAACCAUGCAUCGAUCUUUGUAUUAGAAACUGUGUGCCUCACAGUCCUACCAAUGCUACUGUUGUUUACUAUUGCAACCUUGGGUGUUCUCUUGAUCAGUGUACACAGUUUGGCAAUGAAGUGAUGAAAGUUGGGAGUUGUGUGGACGAUUGCUUUAGUAACUUCUGCAACAAGCACUCUUAGUCUCUUUUACUUGGAUAUUUUCAUAUGUAUGUUUGGCUAGAAAUGUGAUUGCAACACCAAAAAAUAAUAACAGUAAAGUUGUCUAUUAUACGGUCAAAAUUGUCUAUUGCUAUUAUUAUUAUUGUUAUCAUCAUUAGAAGUUGUAAAAAAAUAAGGCGUUUUAACAUUA